UAUAGGGAUAGAGCUUGGAUUGUUGUAGCUUCCUCUGGGAAAGCAACUUGUCCGGUUGUAGUGAUGAGCUGUUAUUUAGAAAGAGCUGGGCUUUCCUGCAAUAGCUCUUAUUUUGGUUAUUAGCUUAGGGCUAAACCUUUAAGGUAUUCACGGUCAAGAGUAUUAGUGCUACAAGCUUUUAAAGAUAUUGUACCAGAUAUUUCUGCCAUUGGUAUGCAUAGCCUUAGGAGUGGCGGGGCUACUGCUGCCGCAAAUGCUGGCUUGCCAGACUGUUUCUCUAAACGUCAUGGCCGCUGGGCUAAUGACUCAGCUAAGGACGGGUAUGUUUAA
Molecule: messenger RNA, 330 nt
Organism: Pocillopora meandrina
Lineage: Eukaryota; Metazoa; Cnidaria; Anthozoa; Scleractinia; Pocilloporidae
Source: the annotation of a GenBank genome assembly